CAACUAGAUCAACAUGGCCACGUUGCUAGUUGCUGCCUCACAGCGGCGGACAAACGUCAGUAAGACGACGACGUAUAGCAGGAGGAGGAGGAUGGAGACAGCGGAGAAAUAAGCGACAAAACAACUACUCUGGUGUGUCCUACAGCAGAGCCGCAGUGACACUCAAGCGGACCAUGGUUAAGAAGUUUGAAGCCACUGAGCUAAAUACCAAAUUGCCUUCGACCAUCAAGAGAUAGCCAGUGUACAGGAUGAAGAUCCAGGAGGAAUGACAAGUCUCUUUAGCCUCGCCAUCAUUCAGAGAAAAUGCACUGGACCUGUGGAUACGUCUCUGUGCUCCUGGUGUCCCUUAUCACCUCUCACACCGCCUUAUCAGAGGACACUGAUGUAAACGGAACAAAGAGCGUCAAUGUGACCGAUGGUGGAUUUGUCCCAGUUGUGUUCACUAAAGUGAACCAGAUAAUUGCCCGGGAGGGAAGCUGCGUGCUGAUUGAUUGCAAUGUCACUGGAGACCCAUUCCCCAGUGUUCGGUGGUUCAACUCCCAUGGUGACCGUCUGGACACGGAGACAAGUGGUGGGAAGUGGUGGCUGCUGGACGACGGCAUUCUUAACAUCAGCAGCAUUGAGUUUGCAGAUCGUGGAAAGUACACCUGCAUGGCGUCCAACGCGCUCGGCAGUUCCAACUGCACGGUGACCCUCCGCGUGGUCAUCACCAAGGGCGACAUGGGCGUGUACUACAUGGUCGUGUGCUUGGUCACCUUCGCCAUCAUCAUGGCCCUGAACGUCACGCGCCUCUGCAUGAUGAGCAGCCACCUGAAGAAGACGGAGAAAGCCAUCAACGAGUUCUUCCGCACCGAGGGGGCGGAGAAGCUGCAGAAGGCCUUCGAGAUUGCCAAGAGGAUCCCCAUCAUCACCUCGGCCAAGACGCUGGAGCUCGCCAAGGUCACGCAGUUCAAGACCAUGGAGUUUGCGCGGUACAUCGAGGAGCUGGCCCGCAGCAUCCCGCUGCCGCCGCUCAUCAUGAACUGCCGCACCUUCAUGGAGGAGAUCCUGGAGGUGGUGGGCGUGGAAGAGAUGAGGCACACCUUCGUCAGACAAGCACCAGAGGGGCGGCGCGAGGUCACGGGCAGGGUCCCCUCCAUCGGGGCGAGAGACGUCUUCACCAUCCUGCAGGAGAGAGAGCACGGGCGGGAGAGGGAACGCAGCGAAUCUCCCGCCGCCGACUCCGACAACUCCUCCGUUCAGGAGCAGCCGCAGCACAUCGCCAUCCAGGUGUCUGUCCACCCGCAGCUCGCCGGCGGAGGUUACUGCAGCAUCGAGGCUCCACCUCCCCCAGAGGCCCCACCCUCCUCACCUCCCCCUCCCUCCCUACCACCUCUCAUUCCUCUUCACCUUGAGGAGCAACCUGAGGCGGGGGUGGAGGCAGGGGCGGAGGCGGAGGCGGAGGCAGGGGCGGUGGCGGAGGCGGAGCAGAGUGUGGAACAGGCUGCGACAGAGCCUGAGGCUAACAAGAGCCCGUCCUGCCAGGUGUUCUAUGAAAGCCAUGUGUGAUGAAACGAGGACUUCUCCUGCUAUGCAUUUUCACUUGAAAAAAAAUAAUCUAAAGGUCCACAAAACAUUUUCUUAGUUCACAUUUUGGAGAGAAUUUAUCAUACUUUUAUUUGUCUUUUCUGAACAGAACAAUCUCUUUAAACCUCUGUAGGCAGUUCUUACUGAUACAAGGUUUUUAGACACUUGAUUUUUGUUUCUCUCACUCUGGUCUUUCCAUGGUUGAAUGUACACGUGAGGUGGAAUAAACUAUGUUAUUAUUAAUGUAAAAAGCAGAGAAUUGUAAAGGAACAUAACCGUAUUGAAAUUACCAUCAAUUACACAUAUUAUUUAAAGUCUCACUUUAGGGUCCCUGAUAUUUCAGUCUUUAGUUUCUUACAGUGGUAAGAUUUCUAUGAAGAAAUCUGCCUCGUUGCUUUUUUUUCACAAAAACCAUGAACAUUCAAGUACUGGGGCCACGCGUGAAGACAAAAUGUUUUUUUUCAUGCCAUGACGAGAUUAAGCUCCACUGAAUCCGGACAGUCAGUGUCAGAUGUGGUUGAAAUGUGAGUUCGUUUUUGAGCUGCUGAAACUCUUUUGACUGGAAGCAGUAAAAAAUAAUAAUCACGUGAAGUCUCUCUCCUUGGUGACGUCAGCGAAACACAGUCUGAGACCGACUGUUCGGAUUCAGAGGCAGCGUCUGUGGAGCGGUCGCUCUCUCUGAUGGAAAUGUCGAGAUGAUUUUCCGACUGAAAUUUCGUCGUCAUUAAUCUAGUCAUGGCAAAAUAAAAUCAACUGUAUGGGUGGCCCAGCCUCCGUUACUGCUGAUCCACUUGUAUUUCACAAUGUCCCACUCACACAGAGAUGCAUGCUGGACUGAAUCAAAAAAAAUCAGAGUGGUCACAACUUCAUGAUUGUAUGUUCUACUGUAUGUCUCGAAAUAAGUAAACCAGGUUAACCUGAGUGUAUUCCCUGAUUGGGUCACACACGCACACACAUGCACACACACGCACACACAUGCACACACACACACUUCUGGAUAGAGUUUGUUUCCUUUGAUUUAUUAUUAAGUAUAAUAAUAUUAUUACCUGCUGUAUUGUGAUUUUGGUUCCUCAGCUAGUUAAAAAAAAAAAAAAAAGUCCUUUUGUCUUCUCAGUCGAGAAGAGAAGCUUGUUCUCCUCUGUCAUGUGCCCUUUUAGAUUUUUAACUCCACUUCUCAGCCUCCUCUCGCUUCUGCAGAGGCUUAUUUUCUUUCCAGUACAGUUGCAUUUCUGCUGCAUGUGAAAUUGAACAAUGGAGAUGUUUGCCAUCUUUCUGUGGGACUAAAAGGACUUCUUUCUUCCUUUGCUUGGCUAAUAGUCCAUUCUGUGGUGGAGAUGAACUGGACUCUGUUCUUUUACUGGUGCUCUUGAAAUGCCUCCGUUUUUUUUUGGUAGUGGAAUAAAAAUGGAAGUGCUGUGCAAAAAAAAAAUCAAUAAAAUAAAAUAAUUUAUCUAGA
Solea senegalensis (Senegalese sole) is the source of this 3022-nucleotide messenger RNA. RefSeq names its product microfibril associated protein 3 like (gene mfap3l). The coding region runs from base 304 to 1548 and encodes 414 amino acids. NCBI's taxonomy places the organism in Eukaryota, Metazoa, Chordata, Actinopteri, Pleuronectiformes, Soleidae. The transcript is spliced from 3 exons. The record is from RefSeq and is a predicted model, not a curated record.